UGAAACAACACAAGUGCGGUCACUUUUGCAUAUUAAACUUCUACUUUUCUACAAACAAGUUCAAAUAUAGUCCAAUAUAGGCUGUCGCAAAGAUUUUUGAUCAAGGAUAAAGCAAAGCUCGACGCAGAAAAAGACCGCGCACGACUCACCUUCAUCAGGAUGACGCAGUCAGAGAUGAUACUUCCAAACUGCUCGCCAUCAGAAGAAACCCUUCAUCAGAGGCUUCGAUACCUGAGCGAAACGAUCCAACGGCAACUGCAGGAAGCAGAGAGCAGACACAGAGAGCAGUUGGAGAGCAGGAUUCAUCACUACAUCCAACUGUCAACUGAUCUAAAUCACUCAUCUCCUCACACAAAGUCAAGCAGUCUGAGGAGAGCUGCCUCAACACUUGCUCUAACAUCGGAAAACAAUCGAUCAAUCCAGUCAAAGCAGCAGUGCGAACGAGUCGCUUCAUGCAAAACAACAAAGCAGAAAAAGGAGGAGGAAGCCGAGGCCGAGUGCAAGAAGAAGUUCAGCGCGCAUCCUGUUCCUACUCAAGUCAAGCUUCCACUCUACCGGGAGAUGGUGGAGGAGCGGGACAAGAAACGAAAGCAAGGCUUAGAGCAAAGGAAAAGCUUUCUGCUUUCUUUUCAGAAACCUUUCAGCUUUCAGGAGAGAGAAAAGAAGAAACAAGAGCCAAUGGAUACAUUGUUAAAGCAAGUCUCGCAGAAGACAACUGUAAAAAACAUUCAGCGGUCCUCUCCCAAGCAAGUGAAGCCCCCGAUAGACCAAGAGUGUUGCAUGAAAAACCACAUCGACACCACACAACAGGUGAACAACGAAAAACCCAAACUUCGCAUCGCGGACCGCAACAGAAUGCAAAAAUUGGCUUUCCUGGAUGAGAAACCAAGCUUUCAGCCUAAAAUCAACCACCAGGUGCCCGAUUUCCAACAGUUGCACAAAACUCUUCAAACAGAGUCUCUGAGAACAUCACUAGGCAAACAUAUCACCAAGUGUCAGCCCUUCUACCUGAGAACAUCCGCACGUCAUGCUAGGCAAAGUAAGCCGAGCCCUGAAACGUCACAGAUACGCAGUCAAAGUCAUCUAGGUCGAAGUAAAUCCUAUGAUGCACUAAAGUCACUGUCUGCGGACACGCUUCCGACUUACAUCACAGACGCAACAAGGAAACGCUGCAUGGCCAUUCGCACGUCCAUGGAGAUGAGGGAUGUGAAGAAACAGGAGAGUGCAGACUGGUUGAGGAAAUACCAGAGCAAGUCAGAGGCCAUGAGGAAGACUGUUUCCCUCCAUGCCAAGUUGCUGGACCCUCACAAAAGCUUGAGGGAAGUCUACGAUGAAAAACUGCAGCACCAUCGGGAGGCGGAUCGCCAAAAGACAAAAGAUUACAUGAAGGAUCUAAAGGACAUUAAGGCUCGUGUGAGAGAGCGUCCCCUAUUGUUCGAACAGGUGAAACAGAGGAACGCCAAAGCUCGAGCAGAACAAGCAUACAAGAACGAACUGAGGAAAGCUGGCAUAAAAGAACAGUUUGUUGAAGAAAAGGGAGGAGCUGUGACAAAUGACAUCCAUCUCAUACAGAUCCAAGGAUGACACAAACCCAGAUGUUGCAGGGUGACAUUGUUUUUUCACCAAUUGUUUUCUUCAUACAUGAUAAGAUCCCACAAUGUACAGUAUGUUACAAACAACAUGUUUGCUGUACAGCCAAAAGCUUGAUGUGGUUUCUUUCAUGUCACGUUACAUAAUGUUAGGGGCCUGCCUGCUCGGAACAAGAGAAACACGGUAGCCAAGUAAAAAUGAAAUAUAAUUACAAUAUAGACAUUUUCUAUCCCCAACAUGUCUGACUUAGGGAUAAAAAUUGAAGAUGUGGAUGAGAAGAGCGUCGGCGUCCAGAGGGAAUGAUUGUCAUGAUCAGACAGUACAAUGUUUUUGCGGCUGUUCGGCUGGAGCGCGACACUCUAUUCAAAUAUGACUCAUGUCUACCUAACCACAUCAACAAUGGAUACUCCAACAUCUGCAACUAUAAAUUAAGAAUUCUCAAAACAUCUGAAGUCACAACAUGCAACAAUAGUGGAAAUAACCAUGGAUGUGAGCCAAAGAAUGUCAUUGUUUAGAUGUUUGUAAAUAUGUUUUUAGUUUGUCGUAGUUAAUUCAUUCACUGCAAUUGACGGAUUGUUCAAUCGCUGCCAGCCCUACAAGUCAAAAUGGCUUGGACAUCUAGCACCAUCAAUGGCACUAAAACACAAUCAUUUGCUGUCUUAUGUAAUUUACA
Corythoichthys intestinalis (scribbled pipefish) is the source of this 2263-nucleotide messenger RNA. RefSeq names its product FAM161 centrosomal protein B (gene fam161b). Gene Ontology annotation, biological process: cilium organization. Gene Ontology annotation, cellular component: cilium. The record is from RefSeq and is a predicted model, not a curated record. The coding region runs from base 160 to 1584 and encodes 474 amino acids. The transcript is spliced from 8 exons. Lineage: Eukaryota; Metazoa; Chordata; Actinopteri; Syngnathiformes; Syngnathidae.